Molecule: messenger RNA, 13479 nt
Organism: Xyrichtys novacula (pearly razorfish)
Lineage: Eukaryota; Metazoa; Chordata; Actinopteri; Labriformes; Labridae
Source: the annotation of a GenBank genome assembly
AGAAAAAAGACUGCGUUGAGAAUGCGAUUUGACAGAAACUGAGUCGUGAUUCUCCGGUGGAGCCGUGGGUGGAUAAACGUCCCUGUUUACCUUCCCCUCCGCUGAGAUUAUUGUCGUGCCAGGUUGCCGAGUGGAUACAUGGACGACUCUUACCCACCGCUUUGGAGGUAACGUCUGCCGUUUGUUCCUCGACGUCUGUGUGUGGAAGAAAAAGGACUCGGAUCCCGGGGAUGUCCCCGUUUGUUUGGCCAAACAGAACAAACGUCGUUUAUAGGCUAAGCUAGCAGCAGCACAGCGUUACGGGUGGGGGUGGAUUAUUGUAACUCGGCCCUCUGAAAACCAAAUAUAAAAGAACUUGUCGGCAGUAUGUUGUAAAAUGAUGACAAGCGCUGACAGCAACGCUACCAAGAGGGAGCUUGAAGGUAAAGAAAUGUGGGUUGAUGAGUUUCGGAUGAACUCUCCCUAAAGAGACGGAAAGUGUGUCAGCUUAGCGGGGCUAGCGGUUAGCUUCAUGUAUUAAGGAAGUUAACUAGCCACCUUGCUAACUCGGUCAUAAAUGUAUCACCGGUCCAAGAGUCGAUACAAACGUCUGAGCUAUUAACAGAGUUCAAGAUACACAACAAAUGCUGGUGCUUCAUUUUAUAUCAUCUGGAAGGUAAAUGACUUCUUUGGACAUUUAAUUAACAGCUAACCGCAGUUGGUUUACAGCUAGCUAAAAUCUCUCAGCUAGUUGUAAACAAAGGGUCCGAGUUACACGUCGGGUCAUCGUUUCACGGACACUUUAGACUUUUUGUUUAACAGUGAGACUCCCGACAACCCUGAGAGAUGGAUUUAAAGACAGCCGUGUUUAACGCAGCCAGAGACGGGAAGCUCCGUCUUCUCCAGAAACUCCUGGAGAACAAAGAUGGACACGAGGUGACCAAGCUGAUGGGUGAGAAGACAAACGGAGCCACCCCGCUCCUCAUGGCCUCCCGGUACGGACACUUAGACCUUGUGGAGUAUCUGCUGGAGUGCUGCAGUGCUCCCGUCGAGGUCGGUGGGUCAGUGAACUUUGAUGGGGAGACCAUCGAGGGAGCGCCCCCUCUCUGGGCGGCCUCCGCUGCAGGUCACCUGAAGGUGGUCCAGUCUCUACUGGGCCAUGGAGCCUCUGUCAACAGCACGACCCUGACCAACUCGACGCCCCUGAGAGCAGCCUGUUUUGACGGACACCUAGACAUUGUUAAAUACCUGGUGGAGCACAAAGCUGACCUCGAGGUGGCCAACAGACACGGCCACACGUGUCUCAUGAUCUCCUGCUAUAAGGGACACAAGGACAUAGCGCAGUACCUGCUGGAGAAAGGAGCAGAUGUCAACAGGAAGAGUGUCAAAGGUGAGCUGGGGGCACAUUUACAGUUUAUUUAACCAGUGACCUCCUUUAGUAACCCUGAGAUAAGAGGGAAGGGUGAGGUGUUUUGUCUAAAGUUCAAUUAAACUGUGUCAAAUUAGAACAAAGAGAAAUAAAGUGACUAAGAUCUGGAGAGGUAAAAUGAUAAACGAUUAUAUCCAGGUCACUGUGCUUUAACAGCAGUGGACAACAAGAUGUCAUACAGCAUUAGCAUGUUUCUGUCUGAAAUGACUCAACAAAAUAACAUGAACAUCUGGUUUCACAAUGAAGGCUAUGAUGUCUGCAUUAUCUGAGAGUGAGCGUCUAUGGGUGUGUCUGAGAGAUCUUACUCUCCCAAGAUGGCAUCUUUAAAAUGCAUGACAAGCAGCGUCUAUGUGUUUUUAAUUAUUUUAGGACAGUUCCUUUUGUGUGCCAUAACACGCCCACGAAUGCUUCAAAGAAAAGCUCCAAAGCGAUACCCUGUAUUCAUUUACUACGAGUGUCAAACAUUCUGCCAUUGGAGAUGCCUUUUAAAAGGCUGGGAAAUGUGUGUUGUUCAGCUUUUGGUGGCACAAGCUGAUUCUUGAUGCAGUAAAGUUCUAUGUUGACCAAUUAUCAAUAGACUCUCUUAAGAUUCCACUUACAAAAUAACCCUUAAGGUCCUUACACAGCGGGACCUUUUUGCCGUGCGAUUAUUUUGGACGUCAGUAUUUUUUUUCCGAACCCAUAUCCUGUCAAUACAAGCGUUCACAUCAGCUAUGUUUUCUUGUCCUGCAAUAUUGCGGCAUUUAUUUUUUCCGAUCAUGGUCGAUUUUUCUAAAGUUUCACAUACUGUGUGUCCACUUCUGAUCCGUCAGAUUUCGUGUUGUUGCGACGUCUGAUUCACCGGUAUAUCCAACAUGGCCGACCGGCUGAUAGUUUACGUGUCGGAAACAGAGUGCUUUUUGAUAAAAGACACAAACAUUACAAAGAUAACAAUCUAAAGGACAGCUAGUGGAGAGUCAUGGCGUCGGAUCUCUCACAUGACAACGGUUUGUGUGCUUGAACAGUUUGCUAAAUGUCUUUAUUUUAACUUUCAUCUGUGCUAACAUAAGCUAAUGGUUGUUACCAUAGUUUCAUGUGCUUAUAUGGUACUGGCCCCGACUCAGUAUUUGCUAUCAUGACAGAAAGCCAUCUCAACACUAGAGUCUAAUCAAAACUGAAAACAAUCAGCGACCACGGUCCAGUUUCAGCUUCUGAACCAAGCAGUAAACUCACCAAGUUCUCUUCUUUUUUGUAAUAUCGCAUUCACCCAUGUGCUACUUUUCUUUUUCUUUUGAGAAAGCAAAAGGAGAACCAAUUCGCCAUCACUUGAAGUUGAAGAAGACUAAAUUUUUGUCCUCGUCCAGCUUUUCUAGCCAAUCGGAGGCAAAGGAGGCGGGACUUUCCCUGGGAAAAGUCUUCCCCGGGACGCGUCUUUUUCCCCCCGGAAAGUCGCAAAAUCGCAUCGGGCUUGAUGUGUAUAGUCAGGCGCGUCAAAAUUCUUGUCUGAAUAUUUCGUGAUUUCGUGUUCUAUAUUCGCGUCGGCCCCGGUGUGUAAGGACCCUAACCAUCAGUUUUGUGUAGAUGUUACUAUACUUAGGUUCUAGAAAACAUCUAUUGAUAACAAUCUCAGUCAGAUUUUUUUUGUGGUCAAGUAUCUCCCUAACCCUAACCCUAAAAUGUGUCCUCGCCUAGAAAUAAAGCUGCACACCAUCUAUUUUGUUUUAUUAGCGUGGUGAGGCUGCGUCUGAAAUGAGUGUUCAGGUGGAAGAGCAAACCAAAAGUUUCAAAAAGUGAAAAAAAAAACGGCUGUCUUACCUCAGAGAAAACCUAAAGUGACAAAUUCAACACCACUGUGAUCAUUUUUAUUGAAUUUUUGAUCUCAAAGACAUUGAUACAUCCCUUUUUUAAAGUCCAGAAUUGCCCACCUGCAAACUUGUAUUUUCCUCUACAUGACUUAUUUCCCCUUCUUCGCUUCAACUUCUCAUUGAAAUUUAGUUAAACAGUAUACCUUCUUUUCCUACAUUUGGAGUACAGUUAAGUGACACAGUUGUGUAUCAUCCAGCUAAUCGGAUAGUGUCACGGGUGGGGUAUCAGGUGAGGUAGAGUGAGAAGUAAAAACAGACCAGAGGGAAAGAUACACCAGCAGCAGAGCCAUCAGUAGAGUGCAGAUACAGAUUAUUGGUCAAAUGCCACAAUAAUUGACAAAGGCAGAUAAUCGGUCCACCCCUGUGUCAGAUACCUUGUGCAGAGAGUAAGAUUCGGUUAACCUGUAACACUGAAGUUAUGACUAAUUUUACCUGACAGCAAACUAGCGGGAGGCGGGUGUUCGACUGAGCACAAAUGACUGUGUGUACUUAAAAAUUUAGCCUGUCCACCUCAUGCUUGUUGAUUGAAGUGGAAAACACUCUUUCGAGCCCAUUCUUCAGACUGUUGCCUUUCCCGUAACAGCUGAACUAACAGGAAGGCGCAGAUGUUUAAUAUUAGAUAGGAAGUGGCACAUAUCCAAAAACAGGGGAUAUUGUUUUGUGGGGCAACAAGUUCUGUGAAAAAAGUCAAGAGAGCACAAUGAAAGCCGAUUUUGAAUGACUUAAAAAGCCACGGUCUGCUUUCUUCUUAGUCUCACACUUGUCAGUUUAUUUACUCUUCAGCAGAAUAACGCUUUGUGAGGUGACUCGACAAAUAGGCUUUAAGAUAUAUCCUUCUUUUUCUUCAGGGUUUAUGAAGUUCAUAGAUGAACUUGUUUUGUAAGCUUUCACAGAAGCUGGUUUGAAAGAUGGCCUGAAACCUAACAAUGUAAUUUGAUGGUACUGCUUUGGAUCAAACUAGGGCUGCACGAUAUAUCAUCGUCUUGGACAUUGUAACUGCGGUAUGAGCAUGUGCAGGAUGUGCAAUAUCAGUCCUAGCAUUACCUUAAGAUGUCACCUCUUCGUCAUUGCCUGAGAUUAAUAUAUAAUAAAUGUCUAUCAGAACUCACCUUCAGUCAGCUCCACAUUGAAACACAUGGAGACAUUGACCACUGUGCAGCCAGUGUCCUUAUGUGUCACAUCACCAUUGAAAUUCUACCUCUCUAGGUAGAGCAACAAUGUUUGCUUUUGGUGUCUACACCUACAGUGCAAGGAGCCUACAUUGUGGAGAUGUGAAAUACGGCUGGGCGAUAAACCAAAAAUUUACAGAUACCAAAAACAAUAACCGACGCAAUUUUGCUGAUGUCAAUAGAUUUAGUGUCAAAAAAAUAAAUAAAAGUUGGUUUUGGAUGUGUUAAGGUAGGCUAUGGUCUCAUGUCCCUUUUAGACGCUGUCCUAUGUUGGGAAUGUGACUCCACCCCAUCCAGUCCGUAACAAAGAGGGAAAGACAGGUGAAGAAUUAGAGGACAAUUUUAAAGUUGGAGCGGCGGCUAAAGUAGACUAAGUUAAUAUCGGAGGGGGUGAGCAGCUUGUGGAGUAGUUCUCGUCCGUUCGUCGUUAUCGAGGUGAACUUCCCAAUAUAUUGCGAUAUUGAUUUGAGGCUAUAUCGCCCAGCCCUAUGUGGAAAACUAUGUAGGUGACCGUGAGUUUUCAUUUGAAUAGAAGAACCACUAAAUAUACUUGAGGCACAGAUCAAACCAUUUUUACAUGGAAUAAAUUCAACUUGUUGAUCGUGUUAGUUGGUAAAGUUUAUGAAGCGUACCACUCCUCAUGUACUCUCACUUUCUCCAGUUGUUGCUCUUACUCGUGAUGCUGUCAGGGGAUUGGACACUUUGAUAUGAAGGGAGGGGGAUUUAAUUUGGAAGCAGAAACUUCACUAAAAUAGUUAUGAUUGUGUUUGCUAUAUUUAUCUGGUAUACAAGGUUCCGACACAGUUGGAAUUUCCAUAACCUACUUUUUAGAAAUGUUUUUGGAAAUACCUACUUUUUGAUUUUAGAAAACAGUAUUUUAUAACUGGUAAUAUAAUCUGUCAACAUAAGUGUUUUUCCAUACUUUGUUUUUCAUUUACCAUACUUUUUAAGACCUGGAAAUUGGUUCAAAUUACUUCCAUACUUUUCCAUACUUUCCAUACUUGCAAAGGAACCUGGGUAUAACUUUGUGAAAUAUACACAAAGUUAUGUGAGUAUACUUAGUGCUAAGUUUUUUUUUCCAAUAUUGUCCAGACCUAUAUCAAGCAGAAGUUAAUGUCUGGAGUCUAUAGAAAGAUUGACAGUUUUAUCAUUUCUGAGUAUUUUGUCAUCCACAUCCUAAACACAGUUUUCCUACUUUGCUAACUCAUCCGUCUCUAGCCAUCUCCAAUGAAGUAAGACAAAGGCCUCAGCACUACUGCCUUCAAUUUUCCCUUUUAGGGGUGAGCAGUAAAAAGAAUCUGCUCAGAGUAGUUUGGGCAACAACUGUAACAGCCUCAAACUAACUCUGCUUGUGCUUGUCACUGGAUUGAACAUAGAUUGACUUUGAAGAACUGAGAGUGGUUGGACUGGUGGCUAAUAGUGAAGGAUAAAGGAGAAGCGUGUAUGAGGUGUGUUGGCUUGAUUUAUUUUUAGACAUUGACUUGAACCGGUGUAGCCUUCUUUUUGAUGCAUCAGAUCAGGAAGUGCUCCCAUGGGACUGUGACUGCACAUGUUUAUCUCCAGGAAGUACCAGCUUUAGAAGUUUUUUUUAUUAAACAAUGUUUUUUUUUUUUUUCCGGAGGAUUGACCUGGAUUCCCAGGUUUGAGUGACCUAUUUUGGGAGACAAGGAUAAGGACGAUACGCUUGGGUAGUAUUUGACUCCCAGACUCUUGCAGUCAUUUUACAAGUUUUACAAGUCUAAGUUCUUGAGCUACUUGUCAUAACACAGUGCCUAAUGUGUUAUCCACAGUGCACAUACCUAAGAUUUCCUUGCCUUACACAUGAAUAACAGCAAAUAUGACAGAUGGCUAAAAUAUAUACCUGUGCACUAUAAGAAGUACCUCUCUGCUGGAGUGUAGUGUAAGAGAUGUUGUAUUUGAGUCUUAAUCUGGGUAAAGGUUACAAAUGUUGUAAAGAGGAUCUUGAUCUUAAGUUUCUUUACUCGGAUACAGAUUACAUUCCAGAUCAUCACCGAUAACUCAUAAAGUAGGUGAUCUUUGUCUCUUCUUCUGUGGUGAGAAAUUCAGAAGAAACUGUCUAUAUGUUUUUAGAAUGUAAUUUGAUUUACUAUGUGCCUCGCUUUUAACCCUGCUUUAAAUAUUGACUUAAAUUUCCCAACACUGUUAAAUUUUCUCAAAAAUAACCAGUUUUUUCCCCCAAACUAAUGACAGCAGAUCAAAUCCAAAACAGUUGAUAGCUGGUGUUUAAUAUCAAAACAGUUAAAAUGUGUAGAACGAUCAAGUCAUGUUACAAGUGAUAACCAAAUGUAUUUUUCUAUUUUAACAAAUUAAUUACAAACCCAUCAAUAACAUGUUAAGAUUUCAGAGUGUAAUGUGUAGGGCUGGGCAAUAUAGCCUCAAAUCAAUAUCACGAUAUCUUGAGCAGUUCACCUCGAUUACGAUAAAUGGACAAUAACUACUCCACAAGCUGCUCACUUUCUACCACAUUAACUUCGUCUACUAAAGCCGCCGCUCCAACUUUUGAACCGUCCUCCAUUUCCUCACCUGUCUUUCCCUCUUUAUUACAGACUGAAUGGGGUGGAGUCACGUCUCUAACAUAGGACAGCGUCUUAAAGGGACAUGAGACCAUAGCCUACCUACACGCAUCCAAAACCAACUUUUAUUUAUCUAUUUUUUAGACACCGAAUAUAUUGAGAUGGGCAAAAUGACGUUGGUUAUUGUCGUAAAUUUCUGUAUCGGUAAAUUUUCGGUUUAUCGCCCAGCCCUAGUACUGGGUAUGGAAUAACUGACAUACAUAACUUGUUUCUCAUUUCUUUUUGAUGUUUAUCAUUAAAUUCCCAAAACAACCACAACAAGGUGAUAUCAUCGUUAUACUGUAUACUAGCAAUCGGCUGAACUGCUGAAAGAACUAAUAUCAGUCUUCCUCUCAUUUUUACAUUACAUUGCCCAGUGUCCAAAGCAGGCAUGUUUUAGAGCAGUGUUGAUAUACCACAUAUGCAGCAGUCUGCAGCAGGUUUACACACAACACACCAGAGCCUACUCAAGCUUCUAUUUUCCAAACAAGCAGUGUUUGGAGUAACAUGCACCUGCUGUGAGCAUGAUUGUCCCUACCUGAAUGGGUAAUCACUGGGUGGAAGCGAGUUUAACACAAAGAUGUGAUGACAGCAUCCGCAGUACUCCAGGUAUCUGCAGCAGAGAAAAUCAAAUGUGCAGCAGACUAAACAUCUGCUCCAGCUUGAGCUUCCUGAUCUUUAUGAAGGGAGGAAAAAAGAUCUUUUGGUCACUAUUAAUCAGGGAAAAUUCAUUAAAAUAGGGUUUAAUAAAUUGAUUGGCAGUUUUCAAAUGAGUCUGAACCAGUAAUUUCAUUGCUGCUUUAUCAAAAGCUGUGGCUCAGAGGAUAAUAUCAAGUGUGUAUGUUGCCAAGGAUACUAUUACCUCUUCCUCUAGUAAUAUGGAUGUGUAAUCUUAGUUUAUUUCCAGAUUCUCUUGUUUUAUAUUCAUGUUUAUGUUCAUUCUAUUGGUUAAACAUGUGUCUAAAAUCCACUUUGGGUCUUGCACUCUUGUGUGUUCCUCUCCCUCCGUAGGUAACACAGCACUUCAUGACUGCGCAGAGUCCGGUAGUCUAGAGAUCAUGAGGAUGUUACUUCAGUACGGAGCAUCCAUGGAGCAGGAUGGCUACGGCAUGACUCCCUUACUCUCUGCCAGUGUCACGGGACACACUAAUAUCGUAGACGCCCUCACAGCGCAUCAUCAGGUCAGGGUUCUGGUCUCUGUAGAGCAGAGUUUGCAUACAUGUUUAAAUGUAAAUAUUUAAAUGUAGAUAAAUGUUAGUAAAAAAAAAUCAUUAUUAUUAUUAUGUUUCUCUGCAGACAAGCCACAAGGAACGAAUUGAUGCCCUAGAGCUCUUGGGAGCGACUUUUGUUGACAAGAAGAGAGACCUGCUGGGUGCUUUGAAGUACUGGAAGAGAGCUAUGGACCUCAGGUACACGGACAGUAACAACAUUGUCCACAAACCGGAACCCAAGCAGCUGAUCAUGGCAUACGACUACGCCAGAGAGGUGAGGAUCUGCUUCUUCAGGUUUAGCGUUGAAUACUCUCACAAUAUUUUUGCUGACUUUUUUAUGUGUAAAGGGAAAAAAAACACUUUUUUUCCAGCUGACUGCUUUAAAAAUGUAAGAAAAGCAUUGAAAGAUGGAUUAAGUCAAGAGUACAGGACAAAACUUGCUUAUUAAACAUAGAGGACACACAAAAAAGAUAUUUUUAUGCACAAAGAACACAGGCAAAAGUGUGUAAUAAUUGAGAACAGCAAAGUUUUACCAAGUUUUACAUGGUAAUUUUUGACUUUUUAAUCUUCGCUGUAGGUAACAAACAACGAGGAGCUGGAUGGGCUGAUAUCCGACCCAGAUGAGAUGCGCAUGCAGGCGCUUCUUAUUCGUGAGAGAAUACUCGGCCCACAACACCCGGACACAUCGUACUAUAUCCGGUACCGAGGCGCAGUCUACGCUGACUCUGGGAACUUUGAGCGCUGUAUCAAUCUUUGGAAGUAUGCGUUAGACAUGCAGCAGAGUAACCUGGACCCCCUGAGCCCCAUGACGGCCUCCAGCCUGCUAUCGUUUGCCGAGCUCUUCUCCUUCAUGCUGCAGGACAGGGCCAAGGGGCUGCUGGGGACAUCGGUGUCAUUUGAGGACUUGAUGGGGAUCCUUUCCAAGAGUGUGUUGGAGAUUGAGCGGGCAGUUAGACAAAACGGACCCAUGCCCCCUGACCCUGCGCAGCUUAGCAAGGCCCUGUCAAUCAUCCUGCACCUUAUCUGUCUUUUGGAAAAGGUGCCGUGUACCGCGGAGCAGGACCACUUCAAGAAGGAAACCAUCUAUAAGUGAGUUUCUUUUCAGUUACUAGUACAGGCAGUAAUGAUGUCCUUCUACAGAAUGGUCGAAGUAAUCUUAUUAAUGUAAAGAGACAUCUCAAAGCUGGCGAUAUAAAAGAAAACUGAUGUCUUUUGUGGUGGUUAUUUUCUCUGACCUCAUUUCUGCAAAUGUCUUUUUCAUGCUCUGCCAGUCAGGUUCUGAGAGCAAUUUUACAUCCCCCUCAUUUGGCAAAAAGCACCGUGUCAGUCUUACUCAAGAAAUCCUAUCAGCUUUUUUACAUAUAUUCCAUCAAACUCAUAUGUCUCAUGGUGGCCAGGGCCUUUUCGCUAUUUCUCGGCUGAAGACUUUGAACCUCCCUCUCUCUUUAGAUUCCUGAAGCUCCAGCCAUGUGGUAAAAACGGCUACAGUCCACUUCACCUGGCAGUCGACCGCAACACCACCUGCGUGGGCCGCUAUCCCGUCUGCAAGUUCCCCUCCCUCACAGUGGCCUCCAUCCUUCUUGAGUGCGGGGCGGAUGUGAAUAGCCGUGAUGAGGAUGACAACAGGUUUGUUUGAUGUUUUAACAGUUAUUGUGCUUCUGAGAAACAAAAGAGUAGUGAGUGAGCAACCAAGACUCAAAGAACAAACUCAUUCAGAGGCUUUUCUCUCAGUGUUUUAACUCAUCUGCUGUAUCUUUGCGACAUGACAAACUUACAUUUACAUAUUCCACGGCUCGACGGUGAGACCGUUUCACUCGCAUUUACGACUAAAAAUAGACGUGUGCGAAUUGUAAAAUGUAAUUAGGGGCGCAUGUGCACAAAGAAAAUCAGGCGAAGCAACAAAUGUUUUUUCAUGUAAAUACCGCGGUGAAGUUAGUUUUAGGUUUGAUAUCUACCAGUGUCUUCUCACUCUCCACAACUGGGAAUAGCAACAAUAACGCAGUUAAAUCUACUCGGCACCCUCGCUGUCAAAGUCGGGUGUUGAAUAAGGCAGUGGUUCUCAAGUCAAGUCCUCAAGCCCCCCCCUGUCCUGCAUGUUUUGGAUUUUUCCCUGCUCCAACACACCUGAUUCAAAUGAUCAGCUCGUUAUCAAGCUCUGCAAUGGCUUAAUAACGAGCUGAUCAUUUGAAUCAGGUGUGUUGGAGCAGGAAACAUCCAGAACAUGCAGGACAGUGGGGCCUUGAGGACCGAACUUAAGAGCCACUGGAGUAAGGGACCAUCAAUAAAUUUCCGGUUAAUGUUCUCGAAAAAGGCUGUUUCCGUUCAAAAGCUUCCAUGUCAUGUGACCAAUUUACCUAAAAUUGAUUUCAAAUAAAAGUACUAAGUUCGGACAAUGAGACACACCUUUUUAUUUCCCUAAUUUGUCCUAAAAAAAAUUUUGUGUUAAAUUUAAAGGCAAAUUUUGAACGAUCCAUGUCAUGUCAUGAGACCAACUGGCCUAAAAUCUAUUUCAAAUAAUAAGAAACACAUUAUUUGAUCAAUUUUCAUUGUGCCCCUAAAGCUCUUUGUGUGCUCCUUACUUUUUUAACUUAGGACCACAUGUGUGCUUAUUGUGAAAAAAGUUGGUGUCAAGUAGUGUUGUAGUCAAGACCGCACCAACCGAGACCAAGACAUUACCGAGACCAGAGAGGACCGAGACCGAGCGAAAAUGCCUUCGAUUCCGAGACGACAUCAAGACCGUCAAAAAAUAGUUUCGAGACCAAGACCGAUCUCGAGUACUACAACACUACUGUAUGGUAACCAUUAGCUUACCUGUCUUUAUGCCUCCUCUUGAGGUGACGGUUAAAGUUUGAAGUCGUACCAGCUGUUUCUGGGAGUUGUGCACUGCAGAGUUUGCACACUGUCGAGUGUUUUCGCUUGCAUGUCGUUUUACAGAUAAACUCCUUGUAGUUUAGGAAACCAAACUUGGUUAUUACUGAGUUGGCCGGGUGCCGAGCAUGAACAUAGCCUCUCCUCCUGUCGCCUCCAUCCUCUCUCUGUAUGGAGGGGGUGUAUCAGUCACUCAGACUGUGUGACACUGGGCAGGUAACUUAGCUCGACCGGUCUCGUUCAAAACACUCUGAGACCGAGACAAAACCGAGUGAAAAUGCCUUCGAUUCCGAGACGACACCAAGACCCUCAAAAAAUGACCCUCAAGACCGAUCUCGAGUACUACAACACUAGUGUCAAGCCCUGUAUUCUAUAACAUAAUCUGACACAGAUUUAUUUUGUCCAUCCCCACCAGCCCCCUUCAUAUAGCCGCAUCCAAUGGUCACCCUGACAUCAUGAACCUGCUGAUUUCAUGUGGGACUCACUUCGACAGCACCAACGCCUUCCAACAAACAGCCUGGGACCUCCUGGAUGAGAAGGAGCUGUCUAGGAAUGUUAUCCAGCCCAUAAACCACACCACGCUGCAGUGCCUCGCCGCCAGGGCCAUCAUCAAGCACAGCCUAGAAUACCGAGGAAACAUCCCAGAGAAACUGGAGGCCUUCGUUUUACUCCACAGAUAAUGAUAGUGAAGGAGAAGAAAGUGGGCGGGGAGGGGGGGGCGUGUGAUAAUAUUUGAGUGGACUGGACAAAACUGAGGAGUGCUAUAGUUUCAACACCUGGCCCACAAGGUGUUGGAGGAGCUGGAUUUUGUGGGUUAGUUUUGCAUAUUCGAACUAUUGUGAGAUUCUGAUUUUGUUUGAACAAAAAUUCAACAGGAAAUAACUGCGGAGCGAGUGGAGUAAAAGGAGGAAUGAGUUUACAUUUUCACCCCCCCACUCUUUGCUCUCUGAUGGAGCCACAGUUCUAACUGUUCACAGCCUGUUCUGUUGGAGAUGUAUGUAGAGUAAAUCGCAACAUGGACAAACACAGUUGUAUCUCUGGAUAAACUGAGCAAGGGUUUACAUAAUUUUGCUUCAUAAAAAAAUAGAUUUUUUUUUGCAUAUUCCACUAUGCUAUUUAUUGAAUGAAACUUGAGAGAUUUUUCUCCAUGCUGGCUCGAACCUGGCCUCGACUUUGCCUGCUUCUCUCUUCUCAAAGCAAUGAUCGAGGCAUUUCUCAGAUGCUGGGACUUCAGGUUUUUUUUCCCUUUUUUUUUGGUCCUAUCACUGUCGCCAACAGUUUAAGGACCCUUACUCAGUUAUCAUUAGAUUACUCCUUUUUUUUUGUACUUUUACAAUACAUUUAGUUAUUGUCAUGCAAAUCUGGAUCUGCCAAGUGGUGUGGAGCCGAGACUCAUUUGUCUUUCCCACUUUAAGUGUAUAACAAAGCUUUAUGAGAGGGGUUAAAUGUCUGCGAACACCAUAAGUGCUUUAUUCUUCCUAUGCACAGGCUAGGCUGUUGGAAAGAGACUGUUGUAUUCUGUGCCGGCACUCGUCUGUGCAAUAUCUCUCAUGAGUUUUUUUGUGUUUACCUCAUUGCUGCCGUUUCCUGAGUGUCCCCUCGCUCUGCUCAAAGAAGGGAGAGGGGGCGCAGAACCAUUGUACUGAUUAUCAAAAGAUGAGUGAAUGAGUUUGAUUGAUUGAGUAUGUUUGUGUUAGUUAAGGGGUGAGUGUUUUCAUUUUAUUUUAUUUUUUGAGCUUACAUAACUAAGUGAGGACAAGAAUUUGGUGAAGUGGCACUCAUGGAGAUUCCAUAAUGCACAUGACUGCCACAAGAAACCACAGCAGCCAAACUAACUGUCUACAACAGCCUGAGAGUGUGUGGGCUUGUACACAGAAGUGACCUCUUUACCUUCGAAAACAUGGCUGACCUUUAAUGCCAUCUGUCUUUUUAAUAAUCAUCAUGCCCGAAAAAGAAAAAUCUGGAUAGGUUACCAACACGGCCCACUGUGCAUGUGCAGCAGCAGCAGCAGCAUAUCAACCAAGCGAUCGCCGCAGAAAAGCUUUCAUUUGAUCAUUUUGUACAACUGUCAGCCAUUUCUGUGAGAAGUGAAGACGGAUGAGUGGGAGGACACCUCUACAUACACAAUAGUACAGCUUUGUGAGAUAUCUUGUUUGCACAUUAGCUUUAGAUGUGUGGGUUGAUGAGAAAAAAGGGCUUUUCAUAAUUUGUAGGAUUUCAUAUUGCAGUCUGUUAAACCUGACAGUUCGAAACCAGACAUAGAAAACAUACGAGGACUCCCAGGGCAAUUUGAUUUGAAUCUGCACUUUACUACAGCGGAGUUUAAGAUUUGAUAUGGCAUUAAUCAAGUUCAUGUCUUAAUAACCAGUUUGACAAUAAACCCAUGUUGCACUUGUCUCCUUGUCA